AUGUCGUCGAAUGCUACGACCCCGGGCGGCGAGGCCACAACGGCUCCCGCCGCGACACCGGGCACUUCCGCACCCGCAGAGACGAGCGCCGCCGCCGUCACCACCACUCCUCCGGCAGAGACCUCCGCAGCAGCGGCUCCUACCACCGCGCAACAACCCACGACGCAGCAAACCUCCGCGGCAGCAGCACCAACCACGUCUCAAGCUCCGGCAGCGACGACUUCUGCGGCAGCUGCACCAACUACUCAGCAGCAGAACACGACUCCGACUACUCAAGCUGCCGAAAGUACUACCCAGCAACAGCAAACUACCCUAGUCGCGACUACUGUCGUCAUCACGCCGACCGAAGCGGGAGGUCAGACAAGCACCAUCUUUACCGUCAUCACUCAGACCAAGGGUGUCACGCAGACCGGCACUGCUGCCAGCUCAUCUGCUUCCGCUACGGCAUCAGGCGGCGCCAUCAACUCCGGCGGUAAUUCCAAGGGCGGUCUUGGUAACGGGGGCACUAUCGCGGUUGCUGUUGUCGUACCCAUCGCUGCCGUUGCCCUGCUCAUCCUGGCUGGCCUGUACUUCUGGAGAAAGAGGAAGCAGCGCAAGGACGCCGAGGAGGAGCGACGAAAGGAGGUCGAGGACUAUGCCUACAACCCGAACGCGGACCCCACAAUCCCGUCCCUUGGCGAUGGCGGCUCAUACGAAAUGAAGGAAGAUGCGGCCUCAUCCGGAUACCGUGGUUGGGGUUCUACCACUCUUGCCGGCUCCACCGGACGUAAGGCGUCCACGACCAUGUCCGGAGGCAACACAGGUGCGGCAUACUCGGAUACAACUUCACCCAGCCAUGGAGGAACUGACAACCGUUCAGGAGAGCCUUUGAUCAACGACGGCUCGUACUCACCUGAUGGCGAAAUUCUUGGCGCCAUGGGCCCUUCAGCAGCCAUGAACCGUGGAGGCGGUGUUCAACGUGGACCUUCCAAUGCGUCAUCUUCCUACAGCGCAGGGAACCACUCAGAUACCUCUGACGGAAUCGGCAUGGCAUACAGCGGCGGCGGCAGCAACGGCAAUGGCAAUGGGAAUGGUUACUACGAUCAGUACGCCAACAACCCGUACUCUGACAGCCCUUACGCCAACCCGGCUACUGAGCUCCCCGGCCAACCGGUCAUCCGCGACAACCCAGCUCGUCGCAACACUCGGAUUGAGAACCCCUCGCACUAUCCCCAACAGCAAAACGCUGGUAUUUCCCAGAACUUCUAG
This is a messenger RNA of Colletotrichum costaricense, 1248 nucleotides long. Its product is annotated as transmembrane alpha-helix domain-containing protein. The transcript has a single exon. The record is from RefSeq and is a predicted model, not a curated record. Lineage: Eukaryota; Fungi; Ascomycota; Sordariomycetes; Glomerellales; Glomerellaceae. Bases 1 to 1248 code for a protein of 415 amino acids.